Homo sapiens (human) is the source of this 3406-nucleotide messenger RNA. It is a transcript of the gene C1QTNF8, whose product is annotated as C1q and TNF related 8. Gene Ontology annotation, cellular component: extracellular region. NCBI's taxonomy places the organism in Eukaryota, Metazoa, Chordata, Mammalia, Primates, Hominidae. The record is from RefSeq and is marked validated. Bases 275 to 1033 code for a protein of 252 amino acids. The transcript has 5 exons. Gene Ontology annotation, biological process: signal transduction.
GCCCAGAGGAAGCCACGGGCGCCCAGGCGGGCAUGAAAGGGCUCUUUGACGGCUGGGUUGCUGGGACAGUAACACAGACGGCCGGCCAGGAGGAAGGACCUUGCCCUGUGCUACAAUCCCAGAGGGCUUCCUGAAGGAGGCAGCCUAGAUCUUUGUCCAGCAGAGCCCAUCUUCAGGGAAUAUUGAGGAUCCCGACCCGUGCACCUGCCCUAGCGGAAGACACUCCUGGCCAAGCCUCCAGAUGUGGCUGUGAGGGGAGUGGGCCCUGGCCAAGAUGGCAGCCCCCGCCCUGCUGCUCCUAGCACUGCUGCUGCCCGUGGGGGCCUGGCCCGGGCUGCCCAGGAGGCCCUGUGUGCACUGCUGCCGCCCGGCCUGGCCCCCUGGACCCUAUGCCCGGGUGAGUGACAGGGACCUGUGGAGGGGGGACCUGUGGAGGGGGCUGCCUCGAGUACGGCCCACUAUAGACAUCGAAAUCCUCAAAGGUGAGAAGGGUGAGGCCGGCGUCCGAGGUCGGGCCGGCAGGAGCGGGAAAGAGGGGCCGCCAGGCGCCCGGGGCCUGCAGGGCCGCAGAGGCCAGAAGGGGCAGGUGGGGCCGCCGGGCGCCGCGUGCCGACGUGCCUACGCCGCCUUCUCCGUGGGCCGGCGCGAGGGCCUGCACAGCUCCGACCACUUCCAGGCGGUGCCCUUCGACACGGAGCUGGUGAACCUGGACGGCGCCUUCGACCUGGCCGCGGGCCGCUUCCUCUGCACGGUGCCCGGCGUCUACUUCCUCAGCCUCAACGUGCACACCUGGAACUACAAGGAGACCUACCUGCACAUCAUGCUGAACCGGCGGCCCGCGGCCGUGCUCUACGCGCAGCCCAGCGAGCGCAGCGUCAUGCAGGCCCAGAGCCUGAUGCUGCUGCUGGCGGCGGGCGACGCCGUCUGGGUGCGCAUGUUCCAGCGCGACCGGGACAACGCCAUCUACGGCGAGCACGGAGACCUCUACAUCACCUUCAGCGGCCACCUGGUCAAGCCGGCCGCCGAGCUGUAGCCGGACAGACGUCCGCCUGUGGGGACUCUGGGAGCCCCGGCUGGCGCGCCCGCCUCUCCACUUCGCCUCACUCCUGUCCUGGGACAGAGGGUGCCCUGCCCUUGGGAGAUGGUGCUCUGAGGCCCGGCCAGAGUCUGCAGAACCCGCGUGUGUGUGCUGGAGCCACUCCCCAGGCAGGCGGGGGAACAAGCGUGGCCCCCAACAGCGCAGGACAGGAGGAGGGGCGGCUACAGGGGCCCGCCAUUUGCUGUGCACACAUGGCCCCUCUGCAGGGAGAGGGGCUCUGUCCCGGCUGCGCCACCCCCACCCACUGCCCAAGCCUGCUGCCUCCCAAGUCGCCCGGCAUCCACCUCUUUCCCUGAGGCUGUCCCUGGGGCCAGGCUGCCCCUCAGCACCCCCAAGUGGCCCCGUACUCAAGUCCCACCUUGUGUGUCUGUGGGGGGGCGGUAGCAGGGCUUCUGGAAGUGUGGUGACAACCAAGGACAGGAGGGGCUGGGGCCGGUGGCCGUGGCUGGUGAACCCUGGCCCUGCUAGAGACAGGAGGGGCACUGGCGCUGGGGCUGGACCCGGAACCUUCCCUCUCCUUCGCCCCACACUGAGGUGGGCGGGGCCUCAGGCUGCACUUUGGCCCAGGGCCUGAGUCUGCUCCUGGCUGGGAUAGCGGGACACACCCAGGGCGCCCGGCAACCGGCAGGGGUCGGAGCCAUCUCCGGGCACUCACGGGGCCUUGGCACAGAGGCUUCCGCCUUAGAGAGAAAGGCGCCCGAACAGGAAGGGGUGGGCCGAGGGGAGAUUGGCAGACCCCAGGCCUCCCACCCCGACCGGGACACCCCCAGCCCUACCCCGUGUGCUGACGGCCGGUGGCGCUAAGAGGUGCCAGGAGAGAAGCCCACAGCCUGGUCCUGGCUGCAGCAGCAGGGCGCCUGGUCAGCACUCUGGGGAGCCUUGUGCUCACUCAGCCCGUUCCCAAGUGAGGACACCCAGUGCCACGCAGGCAGAGCCAGGCUGCAGCCACGUCCCGCCCACCCCACACAGAGCCCGUGUCCCUGCCAGCUCUGCCUGUCGCCUCAGCUUCCCGUGCAGCAGGGGGUGCGCAAAGGCCUCUGUCGGGGACCCCAGAGCAGCUGUGAGGGGCCCUGGGCUUGCAGGUCCCAAGUGGGCACUGCCCAGAGCCGAGCCCUUGGUGUCCAGGCCCCGGAGGACAGCUGCACGGCUCCAGGGGUUCCUGCUUGGGGGGAUCCCCAGGAGGAGCCUGUUGGGGUCAAGUGUGGCAGGUGCUUGAAGAACCAGAGGUGGGGGGUAUGGGCUGCUGGGGGUGGGGGUCCCGGCUGGCCAUGCAGAGGUUCUUGGCCCCGGUGAGAGAGCAGGGCUGGAUGGGAGAUGGGAGCCAGGGGUCCGGACCACCCCAGGGCCAGGGAGGACAUCUCCUCUCGCAGGCUGCCUGUUCUGUGCUGGGGAAGCACCCCAGAAUCCCAGACAACCGUUCCUUUCCCUGGCCCUGGCCCUGGCCCGGCUGCCCUGGGGUCUCCAGCCUCUGUGAUUCCAGUGAGCCUGUGCUGCCAGGGUGGCAGGUGGUCCUGAGGAAGAGAGUCCCGGGAAGACGCCAGCCCCUGCACCAGGGAGCUCAGAAAGUGCCCGUCACCAGGCCCAGCCAAGGACCCAGACGUGACCACAGCAGCCCCGAAGCCAGGCGCUUAUUCCGAGGGACAGGCUGGACCUCCCCGCACAGACGUCGCCGUGGCCUAUAGGUAGUUGCAGCUGCGGAUACUAAGAAGCAGCAGGGGUCAGGCGGGCAGGGGUCGGGCUGCAGCAGGGGUCAGGCGGGCAGGGGUGCAAGGUCUCUUGGAAGCUGGCGGGGGUGUCUAAUGAAUGCCAGUGGCGACCCUGGUUCUCAGAGAACCGGGGUGGGGAGAUGCCUGUGAGAGCCUCAGACAGCAGGACCUGCAUCCCGCCAACCUUCCAGGUUUAUUUGUUUAAAAAACAAUGACUGAGAACUGAAAGUGAGAUAAGAUACGGUCACGAUUCUCUGCCAAGUGAUAAAAGCCUGAGGGACGCUGCCAGUGCCAGGUGGGAGCGGAAAGAGGGAUGCUUGGUAGAGGCCAGAGACACGAAAAGCAGCGACAGCCUCGUGCUGCCCUGGCCACUUAGGAGACAAGGGGGAGCCACCCCAUCAGAACCGCACCGGGCACCCCCGUGGUCGGCCCGUGCUGGCUUUAAUCAUGAGUCAACCGCACAGGAAGGGACUGGGGAACGCGGCUUCCCGCGGGGACAUCCCUGUGACAUUCCAGGCAAGCAUCGGGCUGGGGAGGCAGCUUAUCCCAUGUAACUUUAUCCGUUUAGUGGAAUUCCAGUAAAAAUCCAAUUUUAAAUGUU